Molecule: messenger RNA, 648 nt
Organism: Danio aesculapii
Lineage: Eukaryota; Metazoa; Chordata; Actinopteri; Cypriniformes; Danionidae
Gene: ociad2
Product: OCIA domain containing 2
Exons: 7
Coding region: 69-566 (165 amino acids)
Cellular component (GO): mitochondrial inner membrane
Source: RefSeq, a predicted model, not a curated record
ACAGAAAGUGGACUGAAUAAAGACAGCAGACGUCAAGAAGAAACGCAGGCGCCGGAAACAGUGAAGACAUGAGCACUGAAGGAAAUCAGAGCACGGGAGGAGAAGCAGCCGUGGACACAAAACCCAGCCGUCCUGGAUGGAAGCAAUUUCAGUGCCCUAUAGCUGAUCCACGCUUUCCCAGAGAAGAUGUGAAGCAGAUAUGGAUGGAAUGCCAGCAUGAUAGCUUCUGGUAUCGAGCUCUUCCUCUCUCUGCCGGCAGUGUGGCUGUGACUGGUGGUCUCAUAUACAGUGGUGUCUGGAAACAGUCCAAGCGAUUUGGGUAUUUCCCUAAACUGAUUUUGGCGGGUAUUGUGGGUUUUGCAGUAGGCAAAGCUUCUUAUAUCGGGACCUGCAGAGAGAAGUUCAACAACAAACUGGGACCAGAGUUCACAAAAGCUUUUGGCGGCCCUGGCUUUGGACCUGGUGGCUUUAGACCUGGGCAUAACCAUUGCAUCCAUGUUUGUGAAAAGUGCAAGCAACAAGAAGCACAGGCUGCAACAGUACCUGAUGCACCCACUCAGAGCUGAGGGUCUUGAGUUUCAGCAGGAAGCCACUUAUUAAAUCCAUGUAAUUUUUUUUUAUAAUAAAACAAACUGAUUAAAGACUGAA